CUUUGCUGGUAUGUUCUAAUUCAAAACAACAUGAUUAUCCAACACGUAUAUAUGAUAGGCUUAACUCUUGGCUUGAUGGGUCUCGAUGAGACUCACCUUCAGGUCAUGGUGGAAACUGGAUCAGAAUCAGAAAAGAAACAUGCACUUCAAGUACUCUCAUUACUAGAUAAAGGGAAAUAUUGGGUUCUCGUAACAUUGUUGCUGUCAAACGUCAUUGUGAACGAAACGCUGCCGAUCGUACUUGAUUCGCUCAUUGGUGGCGGAAUUUGGGCUAUACUUAUAUCAACAGCUUUAAUUGUCAUCUUUGGAGAAGUGAUACCACAGUCCAUCUGUGUGAGAUAUGGCUUGGCCAUUGGUGCAAAAUGUUCCAAAAUUGUCUUGGUUAUCAUGUAUUUACUCUACCCAAUUGCGUAUCCUACUUCGCUUGUAUUAAACUAUUUCUUGGGCACAACACGAGGCACCACUUAUAAGAAAGCCGGCAAGUAUUUUACUUUAUCACAUAGUCCUAUUAUUGACCAUACACAUACAGGACUUAAAUGUUUAGUAUCAAUGCAUCAGUCGGAUGAUACCGAAGGAUUGACAAGGGACGAAGUUCACAUCAUAUCUUCAGUUCUUGAUCUAAAAGAGAAGCGUGUUUGUGAUGUUAUGACUCCUUUGAAAGAUGUAGUUGCAUUAUCUCUUGAUACUGUGUUAGAUAAGGCACUUGUACACCGAAUCCUCAAACAGGGUUAUUCGCGUAUACCAGUUACAGCAGCAGAUGAUAAGGAACAUUAUGUCGGUAUGCUUCUUGUCAAGAGACUCAUCAGUUAUGACUGCUCAGACGAACUGACGGUAUCCAAGUUUCCUUUGAGUCAAUUACCUGAAACAAGUCCCAAUACGAGUUGUCUCGAUAUAUUGAAUUUCUUUCAAGAGGGGAAAAGCCAUAUGGCACUUAUUACAAAAUACCCAGGCAAAAAGCCAUUAGGAGUGAUUACCCUAGAAGAUGUCAUUGAAAGCUUAAUUGGAGAGGAAAUUGUAGAUGAAACAGACAUCUUUGUUGACAGUAAAAUGUACAACUUAUCCUUGUUCAACAUUACUAACCUUAAAUAUUUGUGUAUGUGUGCCUAG
This is a messenger RNA of Rhizopus microsporus ATCC 52813, 1107 nucleotides long. Its product is annotated as DUF21-domain-containing protein. NCBI's taxonomy places the organism in Eukaryota, Fungi, Mucoromycota, Mucoromycetes, Mucorales, Rhizopodaceae. The record is from RefSeq and is a predicted model, not a curated record. Gene Ontology annotation, cellular component: intracellular membrane-bounded organelle. The annotation marks the transcript as partial. Gene Ontology annotation, biological process: magnesium ion homeostasis. The transcript is spliced from 7 exons.